UCUCUAACACAAACCUCUUUUCUAUGUGUACGGGUCAGUGGCAGCCAUUGUGAAUUUCAGUUCAUAGAACUGUUAAAUAUCAGCCAUAAUAAAGCCUUAUACCACCUCGUUAAAAUCGUUUUCUUCUAAGAAAAGGAUUGAGUCGACAGAAAGGGGCGUGGUGGAAAGAAGAGAACAGUGAAGGACGUUUUGCAAGACCAAGGUCAUGGCCAGAUCAACGAAACGAGCAUCCCCACUAAAACUGAAAGCAGAACUUGGCAGAUCUAAUAAUUUAGCUUGCUGCAGACAUUUUAUUCAUUGCAUUAAGAAUGAAUAUGUCAAGUGAGCUGGGUAUUUCCCCAGUCUUGUUACAAGCUAUAAGUGAAAAAAUUUCUUCAAAAGAUUCUAAAAUGGAUCCAACAUUUAUCAAACAGGAAAUGAUUGACAACCAUGAUAAUGUUUCUCAAAAUGAGGCAUCAUGUGACCCAAUUAUGAACCAAGAUGUCAGUCAAAUUCUUCCGGACAUUGUGAAUUCUGUUCAACAGAGAAUUUCUAUGGAAGGAUCUAACAGAACAAUAACUGCUGAUGACAUUCGUCAGUUGAUUAGCUUGAAACUUGCACAACAAGCUCAACAGCAAAUUUCUCAGAAUAAUGACGGACAGAAUUCUUUUGCCGUUAACCAACCCAACACAACAACCGAUACAUCCAUGAUGAAUUUUUUAUCAAAUGUUGCUGCAACUCAGACGAAGUCGACAGCUGAUGGUAACAUAAAUAACAGUAAUAUAACCAACAGUUCGGACACGAGAAAUUAUGAGAAUGAACCAAAUGUGCAAGGUUCUUCAAAUUCAAAUCAAGUCUUCAUGUGUUAUAAUAACAACCAGAACUCGAACACAACUGCACCCUCUCCGUCUAAUGAUAUCGUUGUGUCCGAAGCAGGAUCUGCGGUUAAUGUUGUUAUUGACCAAACUGGUCAAAGAUAUCUUAUGCAAGACACAGACUUGCAUGUUGAUCAGGCAAAAGUGAAUGAACAUUUAAUUAGACAAGCUAGAUAUAAUGAGAAAGGAGAAUUGGUCAUCUCUGACAUGCCUGUAGAUAGUGCUUCUGAAAAGAGUGAAGGUGUAGAUCUCUCAGUAUCCCUGGAGUCACGUUUACACACAACACAUCCAACAACAGUAGUAACAGACCCUUGUCCAGUGUGUGGAGAUCAAGUUUCAGGUUAUCAUUAUGGGAUUUUUACAUGUGAAAGUUGCAAAGGAUUUUUCAAACGAACAGUUCAGAAUAAAAAAGUGUUCCAGUGUCACAGGAAUAGUGACUGUGAUGUGAUGAGGGGUAACAGAAAGAAAUGCCCUGCGUGUAGGUUUGCAAAGUGUAUGUCUACGGGAAUGAAAAUUGAAGCUGUAAGAUUAGAUAGAACACGUGGAGGAAGGAGCUGUUACGAUGGAUGUUCACCUCAUGGCCGUCCAAAUAAAACAUUCUUGGACAAGAAGAUGACCCCAAAACCAAAAAAAAUGCAACCAGACUAUAUGAAACAUUUACAAACCAUGGAACUUAAACUGCCGUCGGGAGAAAGCAUCUCUGGAAGUCAUUUAAUGAACUUGUUACAAAAGACGCCUGUAAAACAAACUCCAGUUGUUACCCCUGUUGUUCCCCCAGUGUUAACGGAAAUAAUGAGCAUGGAAUCUCUGUUGUCAGAAGACGAGAGUAGCUCAGAAAUUCCAGAAAAGUUUGGCGAAGGGGAUCAAAAUUUUUUCUUGACAUUUUUGCAAAUUGCUGAAGUUCGAUUAUAUAAAUUGGUGCGAUGGGCUAGGAAUCUUCCACAGUUUAGUGCAAUAUCAACAGAUGACCAGAUAUUACUGUUGCAAAAUGGUUGGGCAGAACUCCUCAUAUUUAACUGUUGUAUGAGAUCUGUUGAGAGCCGAACAGAAAUCUUCCUACCCCUUGGUAAAACUGUUGAUCUGGAGAAAGCUCGUUGCAUCAGUGAAGGAUGUGAAGACAUUGUUCAACGAAUGUUAGAUUUAACUGAUCAGUUACGUAGACUGAAUGUUGAUCAGUAUGAGUAUGUGGCAAUGAAAGUUCUUGUACUCAUCACUCCAGAUGUUAAAGGUAUGAAAGAAAAUUACAAGGCAAGAGAACAGCAAGAGCUAAUAAGUGAUGCUCUAUAUAAAUAUACUAUUUCACAUUAUCCCCAGAAUCCUGACAAGUUUGGUGAAAUGUUGCUCAGACUACCAGAGAUCACCCGUGUUAGUAGUAUUGGCAAAGAAUUACUGAACACAUUGAUGCCCCCUGGAUUUCAAUCAUGUGGACUUUUGUUUGAACUUCUCAAAGGAGAUGGAGCAGCUAAAGAGGAAAGCUAGCAACACUUAUAAAUAGAUUUCUUGUUUCACUUUCUAUGUUUUCAUACUUGCAUAUGUUUAUGUAUCUGAACCAUGUGUACUAUAAAAUGUUGCAUUCUUUAAAUCAUGGAAUAGAAUUUGAGUAAUUGAUUACAUGCAUGUGCCAUAAUUGUGAAUACUUGUAAUUAUGGGUCAAGGUUAAAGUUUACAUUAUCUUAUGAAAAAUGUCAGUUCUACCUUAGUUUCACCUGUCUCUGUAAUUGUUGAGGCACCAUUUAUUGCAUUAUGUUCCUGACAUUUUCCUUUAAUUAAUUUACAUUUGUUCAAAUGUCCAUAAUUAGAUAUAGGAAGAUGUGAUGUGAGUGCCAAUGAGACAACUCUCCAUCCAAAUAACAUUUUAUAAAAGUAAACCAUAAUAGGUCAAAGUAAACCAUUAUAGGUCAAUAUGAUUAGUCUGUUCUAUAAAUGUUAACGAACAAUCCAGUAGAAAAAGAUGGUUUUUUUAAAGAUAAUAGUGCUUAAAAAUAAGAAAUUUUCAAAUGACACUUGUUCAAAUUUGAUUUUUGGUUUCAAAAAACAAGCAAUGGUUUAAAAAAAGAUAAGUCAAUUUUAGAUGAUAACUGUUUCUACAUGUUCUAGUAUAAACAUUAGAAAUAGAAAUUUUUAGAAAAAGUAUUUAUUAUAAUCUUUGUUUAAAUUUUUAAUGAAAUGCAUACAUUGUACACUAAAUCUCUAUUUAAUCAAUAAAAUGUUGGGUACAUGUCAUCAGUUAUGUCUAAUGUACAAGCUAGAAUGUCAAACAUUAAAGCUAAUUAAUGAGACUUGUACAAAUGUAUGUAAAAUUGAUUCAACUCCAUAAAAAUAUUUUCAAAUAAAAGACAGCUAUUGACAGAUUUCAAUAUGAAUUAUCUCCCUUGAAUAAUAUCAAAUUAAUUUAAAUAGGUUUUUAAUUUCAGGAAAAGAGCUUCUAGAGCAUGAAAUUUAUCAAGUAUUUAAGUAAACAGACUUGUUUUAACAAAAAAUAGAAGAAUUAUCUAAAAAUGGAAGCUAUGGUUAACCCAGGAUAUUAUAUAUGAAUUUAUAUAAAUUCAAGAUAUGAAUUUUUAAUUCAUAUUAAUUAGGACACUAACAUUUAACAUAAUAAAGUAUAUUAAGAUACAUAUAUUUCAAACAGAAAAUAUACUAAAAGCAAAGGUUAUUUAUCUAGGUAGAAAGUACUUUCAUGUGUAAAAUUUUUGUCAGUAUUACUGUAAAUGCAGAAUAUUUUGUGGUCCUUUUUAAACACCUUUGUUGAACAAUGAACACAAUUUAAGAUUGAUUAUUUCAGAAAUAAUUCCUUCAGGUUAUGCUCUAUGCUCAUUUUAACAUGGGUAGGCAUUAUAUUUGUCAAUAUUUCACACUGAGCGGUAGCGAGGUGUAAAAAUGUGGUCAAAUAUAAUGCCUACCCAUGUUAAAAUGAGCAUAGAGCAUGACAUGAAGGAAUUAUUUCGAUUUCAAUAGGACAAAUACUGUUUUUUUAAAGGUUGAAGCAUACAAAAAUACCGUAAAAAUGUUUGGCUAUUGAUUAUCAUUUAAAAUGGUUAAUAUUAGUCUGUAAAGAGACUUUAUGGAAUAUUAACAACAUAAACCAUAUUUUCAUGAAGCAUUCAAGCAUUGAAGUAAUUGCUUUUUUUCAUAUAUUAAAUUUUUAGAUCUGUGUUACAUAUUGAUUUUGUAUUGCUGUUUAUGGUAAUGCUUAGUUGGUCAAAAGAUUAUUUGUUUUGUCCAAACACUGUUAAUGUGUAUAUAACUGAAAUUUUCAUUUGUUUACACUCUGAAUCUAAAAUGUUUGUAGUGGGUCAAAUCAAAUUUGUUCAAGCAUGUGUACAAAUGGGAAAUUUGAUCAGUGACAAAAUCUUGAAAAAAUGUCUUUUAUCAUGACAUGAUUUAAAAUUACUGUGCAAUACAAUGAAAUGAAUGACAGAAAUAAUUGUUCAAUAUGUAUAUAUCCUAAACAUGGAGUUUUCUAAAGAUUUUAAAUAGACAAAACUCUUCAGCAGGUUAUAAUUUUUUUUUCAAAAUUGUUAAUGAAAUAGAUUUUUUACUAUGAUAUAAACCAGAAUACAUGUCUUUUUUUAUACCCAAUUCAAAUAUGAACCAUAUUGGUCUAAACAUUUUCAGGAAAUCCAGUACAUUGUAGAGAUUUUUGUACAAAAAUUCAAGCUUUGCAAGCCUUUCUAGAAUCAAUAUGCUAUACAAACCUGUACUAAAUUUGAACUGAAAUGUGUAUGUAUAAUAAUAGGAAUCUGUGGUAGGAUUGCUAACGAGACAUCUCUCUACCAGAGACCAAAUUACUUAGAAGUUGUCAACUAAAAUAGGUUACUACAACUUUCAACAAUGAGUGAUUUGUUUACCAUGCUGUUGUAUUGGGAUCAUGCACUACAUUUAUACAGGGUACAUUUCCUGUUGCUCAAAAUAUACAAAGUUAAGCAUGUGAAUAUAUGUAAAUAUUCUUUGUUUUGUUAGUAUGCUUUAUAUAUGAAAUAUAUGAAUACAUUUGUGAGGAUAGGAACAAUUUGAAAUGAAGUAUUAGCUUUGGAUAAAGUUAUUUUGUUAACUUGAUUUCAGGCAUGACGAUAGAAAUGAAUUGUCUCCCUUUCCAUUAGCAGAUGACUCAAUAUUAACUAAUUUGAAUGCAUUCUCAGUAUUCAGUAAAAAGCAUUCCUCUAUAGACAGUUAUGCAAAAGUUAUCAAAACCACACAAGUCUCCAUGACUGGUUUUUCAAUCAUCUACAGAGGUGCAUUUAGGGAAGGGGGGCCCAGCCCUUCCUUUUGGGGAAAAAAAUUGGUUGCUUAUAUAGGGAAUCACUGAAGCGUGACUGGUGCAGGUCCCCUCUUAGGCAGUCCGUGGGCCCCCCACUUAUGAAAAUUUCUAGAUCCGCCAUUGUUCUAGAGAAAUGAAUGACAAGUUUUUUACUGUUUCAGAAUGUCAGUAUGAAGCUUGAGCAUGAAUUACUUAAUAUUUAUUUAGUAUAAUGAUUGGUUAAAACAUUUUAUUGAUAGAUUAUGUUAACAUAGUUAUUUUGUAUACAAUACAGAGAUAUUCAUCAUGUUGAUAUGUCAAUAUUUAUGAAUAAUGUUUCAUUAUAUGAAAUAGUAUUUGUAUUUUUUUUCUUGUAUUGUGUAUGAUUAUAGAUAUAAGUUUUCAUUCAACAUUAUUCGAAAAUAAAUAAUAACAAAAUUA
Molecule: messenger RNA, 5535 nt
Organism: Mytilus trossulus (common blue mussel)
Lineage: Eukaryota; Metazoa; Mollusca; Bivalvia; Mytilida; Mytilidae
Product: nuclear hormone receptor FTZ-F1 beta-like
Exons: 7
Coding region: 309-2333 (674 amino acids)
Biological process (GO): hormone-mediated signaling pathway; regulation of transcription by RNA polymerase II; tissue development
Cellular component (GO): RNA polymerase II transcription regulator complex
Molecular function (GO): RNA polymerase II cis-regulatory region sequence-specific DNA binding; zinc ion binding; nuclear receptor activity
Source: RefSeq, a predicted model, not a curated record